UCUUACAAAUGAUAUGCAAGUUUCAGAGGGAUGAAGUGAUUUUUCAAUGCCACACACCACCUUGUCUAAGGUGGUUGGGGAAAGAAAGUAGAUAUGAAGGAGCUUAGUGGGAGAGCAGUUGAAAUCCUGAGACAGGAGAAUAACUUCAGUUCAGAGCAGGUGAGGAAAUGAGAGGCUGAGUAGGAGGCCCAAGGUGGAGGGAAGCAGACUUUCUUAGCUGCUGUUAGUGGCUUGUAGGGAAGAUCGUCUGUUGGUAGAAGGAAGUCAGAAUAUAUAUACAGAGGGGUAAGUUUGCUAAGAACAGAGAUCAGCAAACAGCUUUGCUGAGAGAAAGGAACAUCUGCAAAUGACAUGCUGUUUCUGCAGUUUCUGUUGCUAGCUGUUCUCCUCCCAGGUGGUGACAAUGCAGACGAAUUUGGCCUUCUUCCACCAAGAGCAGCCCCGGAACACGUCUCAUUCCGUGUUAUCCAGACCGCAUCAUUUGCCAACCAAUCCUGGGCACAAUGUCAUGGCUCAGGAUGGCUGGACGAGUUGCAAACUCAUGGCUGGGAGCGUGAAUCAAACACAAUACGUUUCCUGCAUACCUGGUCCAAGGGCAACUUCAGCAAUAAGGAGUUCUUAUACCUAAACGUGUUAUUUCGUGCCUACAGCAUUGGAUUAAUGCAGGACAUUCAAGCCCGUGCUAGUCAAUAUCCCGUAGAAUAUCCCUUCGAGGUACAGAUGAAUGCAGGCUGUGAGCUGCAUUCUGGAGAGAGCCCCAAAAGCUUUUUUCAGGUAGCUUUCAAAGGAGCAGAUUUACUGAGUUUCCAAAAUACAACAUGGGUGCCAUCUCCAGACUGUGGGAGUUUGGCCCAAAGUGUCUGUGAUCUACUGAAUCAGUACGAAGGCAUUAAGGAAACAGUAUAUACUCUCCUAAGAAGCACCUGCCCCCGAUUUCUCUUGGGUCUCCUGGACUCAGGGAAGAUGUAUCUACAUAGGCAAGUGAGGCCAGAGGCCUGGCUGUCCAGUCGCCCCAGCCUUGGGUCUGGCCGGCUAUUGCUGGUUUGUCAUGUCUCCGGCUUCUACCCAAAGCCUGUUUGGGCGACAUGGAUGCGAAAUGAAGAGGAGCAACUGGGCACUGAAUAUGGUGAUAUUCUUCCUAAUGCUGAUGGGACAUGGUAUCUUCAAGUGACCCUGGAUGUGGCAUCUGAGGAGGCUGCUGGCCUGUCUUGUCGAGUGAGACACAGCAGCCUAGGAGGCCAGGACAUCAUCCUCUACUGGGGACACCACUUUUCCAUGAAUUGGAUUGCCUUGGUAGUAGUGGUGGUGAUCUUGGUGAUUCUAAUAGUCCUUGUAUUACGGUUUAAGAAGCACUGGUACCGAUUUGAGACAGGCACAUACAGCCGCUAAACUGGUGGAGGAUAAAACAAAUGAGAUGGUGUCCACUCUCCGGAAGCUGCAGUGUUUGCUUCCCCAAUCUGUCAAUGUUUCUUUUUCAUUGUUUUCGUUUCUUUAAAAAUAUUAAAAUAAAUUUUAUUGAUGUAUAAUUUACAGUAAAAUUUCAGUCUUUUUAAGUGUAUAAAACAAAGUUCUGUUAACUUUGACAAUUUUAUAAGCUCAUGUAAACAAAACCACAAUCAAGAUGUAAAAUUUCAUAACCCCUCAUACCUGUCUGUAGUCAAGCACACCACCAACCUGGCGUUCUUGCAAAUACUGAUAUACUUUAUGCCACUUAAGCUUAAAUGUGUAUUUUCUAUGAUUUUAUUAAGAUGGAAAUAAAUAUAUAUUGUCUUUUUUUGCCUU
Molecule: messenger RNA, 1782 nt
Organism: Sapajus apella (tufted capuchin)
Lineage: Eukaryota; Metazoa; Chordata; Mammalia; Primates; Cebidae
Gene: CD1C
Product: CD1c molecule
Exons: 6
Coding region: 352-1389 (345 amino acids)
Biological process (GO): positive regulation of T cell mediated cytotoxicity; immune response; antigen processing and presentation, endogenous lipid antigen via MHC class Ib
Cellular component (GO): external side of plasma membrane
Molecular function (GO): endogenous lipid antigen binding; exogenous lipid antigen binding; lipopeptide binding
Source: RefSeq, a predicted model, not a curated record